AUGGAUCCGGAAGCCGUCAAGGCGCUCCAGGCUCUGUAUGACAAAAAGGUCAAACGAUCAAGUACAAAACGAAAAAGAGGCCAAGACGAACGGGAAGACGAGCGCACAUCAGAGAGCGAGAUUGAACAAUCUGAUGCCGACAGCGCUAGCGAAGCUUCGGAAGGCUCUCACGAGUCCUUUGCAGGGUUUGACGAUGCUGUUGAAUCUGAUUCACCGACCGUGGAAGUAGUCUCUUUCGAUGAACGGAACCUCACAAGAAAUUCUGAUCCUUUUGAACGGCAAGGCUACAAAGCCUUCAUGUCCUCCAAGGUCUCGAAACAAAGUGGCACAAAAACAAUUGCCCCUCCUGGAAGGCGGAAACGCAAAGCAGAAGCAGGCGAAGAUGCGAGUGAUUCGGAAGACGACAUCAAAAAGGACAAAGCUUUGCAGAGGUUACUACGAGAUGCACAUUUGCUAGACGGCACUACAGAAGCGCUUGAGUUGCAAGGAGGCAAGGCGAGGCAGCAGUCAGUCGCCGAACAACUGAAGAGAUCAGGCGCAAAGCAAGUAGCACAACGCAAAAUGCCAGUGGGUAUGAGGCUUGGGAUGCGGGACGCUGCCAAGAAGAAGGCGACAGCGCAUGAAGAGUCUAUGAGAGAAAAUGGGAUCAUCACAGCCAAGAAGACCCAUGCCGACAAGCAAGCCAUGAUGCCGCGCAAGAAGCAAAAGAAGGAACGCAGUCUGGGAACCAUGGCUGGUGUUGGUCGCUACAAGAAUGGUACGCUGACAAUCAGCAAGCGCGAAAUCGACAGUGUCAAUGGAACAGGAGCCAAGCAAGGUGGCAAGAAGGGGAAAAAGAGGGGCUUCAGGACAUUCUCAAACAUCGGAUAG
Protomyces lactucae-debilis is the source of this 870-nucleotide messenger RNA. RefSeq lists its product as uncharacterized. The transcript has a single exon. The record is from RefSeq and is a predicted model, not a curated record. Gene Ontology annotation, cellular component: nucleolus. Gene Ontology annotation, biological process: maturation of SSU-rRNA from tricistronic rRNA transcript (SSU-rRNA, 5.8S rRNA, LSU-rRNA). Lineage: Eukaryota; Fungi; Ascomycota; Taphrinomycetes; Taphrinales; Protomycetaceae. Bases 1 to 870 code for a protein of 289 amino acids.